This is a messenger RNA of Pantherophis guttatus, 3796 nucleotides long. RefSeq names its product shugoshin 1 (gene SGO1). Gene Ontology annotation, cellular component: nucleus; chromosome, centromeric region. Gene Ontology annotation, biological process: meiotic chromosome segregation. The record is from RefSeq and is a predicted model, not a curated record. Lineage: Eukaryota; Metazoa; Chordata; Lepidosauria; Squamata; Colubridae.
GCGACAGCCAAUCAGGACAAGCAGCGGAGACUUUCGAACAAGCGGGAAGCGAAGCUGUGGAGGGGAGAAGUUGAAAACAGUAGUAAAGAGUUAACGGCCGUAGAGUCCCCGAGAGUUGUCGCGUGCUUGUAACCCUGCAGUGAAGAAAAAGGCUGUUGAGAAAAAGGACAGGAGCCGCGCGCCCAAAGGGAUGCAGAGUUGCGUUCGAUUUCCUUAAAGUCGCGGGCGGUCCCUCGGGCAUGCGGGCAGAGGUUGAGAAGGGCACAGUCGGAAGGGAACGGAGUUGAUUCCAACCUGAUCGAGGUAUUCUGUCCUUUUUGAAACAGUUGUUGAAAUGACGAUGUGCAUAUUCAUUCCCCGCACCAAUCUAUCUCUUUUACUUGGGAAAUCAAAGCUGUUUCCAGAAUUAGCUGGGCGAAGAACAAGGAACUAUAUGCAAUUGGCUGUUUUCUUGAUCCCAGCUCAGAAUCAGAUUUGAUUGAAAUAUGGCGAAAGCUUUGAAAAAAUCAUUUAAGGAUAGUUUGGAAGAUAUAAAAGAACGAAUGAAAGAAAAGAGAAAUAAAAAAUGGGCAAAGCUGGGUAAAGCAAACCAAGUUUUACCUAUUAAGAGUAAAAUUGCAGAUAAUUCUGUGGUACAGUUGAAAAACUUCCAAGCAAAUAAUCGUGCUUUAGCUUUGGCUUUAGAAGAAGAGAGGAGUAAAAUGAGGGAAGCACAAGAUAUCAUACUGUGUUUAAAGAAAGAGUAUCAGAGCUUGAAGUUUCAGAAUAUUGACCUACAAAGAAAGCUUAAGUUACAGCAAGAAAAACAACAUGAUGAGAAUGGAUUCAUGGUAGUGAAGAAGAUUAUUUCUAAAGUUGUUCAAGAUCUACUCAGUGCAUCAAAUAUUCUUGAUCCCUUAAAUGAUGUCUCUACUGCUGAUUUUAAUACAGUUCUGUAUAACUCUGAACAUGACGAAGGUGCUUCUGGAAGUUUAAAGAAGCCUGAUUCUUUGGCACUUCUAAGGCACAUUCUUGCUGUAGAAGUAGAUAAAGAAGAUGCAGAUGAAAUACAGGAUAAAGUGGAAAAGCUUUAUUAUUAUUCAGAUUCUGACUUAAAUUUCUGUGAUGACAUUGAGAAUACAGCUUCAGUGUCUCUGACAAAUACAGGUUACCAGAAUUAUUCCUGUGAAGAUCAUCCAGAUCAUGUAACCUCUGGGAGCAGAAUUAUUUCAGUUGAUGAAGACAAGCAAACUGAUUAUUCUGUACCUAAAAAUGUUUCUACCCGUCGUCGUUAUUUAAAAAUUAAUUCCUUCAGUGAAGUCUUUGAAUCAGAUGAUGGCAUGCCAGCUAUCAGUGUUGAUCUUUCAUGUUCAAAGAAUAAUAAUGAAAAUUCUGAAGAAAUGUCUAUUAGUCAGGAGGACAAGCAUAAUGUAAACAUUGAUAAAUGUGAAUCAGAUAUGCAAAUUGAAUCUGAUAAAAGUGAAUCAGAUACACAAAUUGAAAAGGCCACAGCUUUUUCAGAACAAAGUAAUCUUAAUAAUACUGGUGGCUUUAAAACUAAGAAAGGGAAGGGUCAGAAGAGAAAAUUGGUAACCACAAAAAAUGUGCCCAAGGCAAAAUCCAAUAAAGACAAAAACUGCAGUAAGCAUGCAGGACCUAAACAAAAAGCAAAUACAUCCAUUCGUUCCAAUGAUGCUUAUGAUUUUAUUAGUGAAGAGUCUGUUCAUAUAACACCUUUCCGGCAAAACAAACAAAAUGAACAUGUUGAUGACAAAGAGUAUACAAAAGAAAGAGAAAUCUGUAGUAGUGAAUCAUCUAUUUCAGAAGAAGAUCCUGACGAUAGUCUCUAUGUGCCUUACUCAAAAAAAUCAAAAUCCAAUGAAACUCUAAAUACUGGAACAGAUGUAAUCCCACUACGCACAAAAUCACGAUCAAAGAAAACUGUGUUUGAGCAACAUUAUAUAAAUCCUGAGGGGGAAAGCAGGAAUACCAAGACACUUGAAUCUCAUUUGGAUGAAUCAUCUGAGGCACUUCAAAAACAUCAUCUCAAUGAUAUUACCAAUGUUGCAUCAACUUCUUACCAAACAAGAAUUUCUUACCUAGCCUUCGGGACUGCAGCAAAAGAUGCUACUCACCAAAAACGUAGAAGUACUAGUUAUGUCAGUUAUAAGGAGCCAAGUCUCAGUGGGAAACUCAGAAGAGGAGACCCGUUUACAGAUACCAGCUUUCUGAACUCUCCCAUUUUUAAAGAGAGAAAGAACACCAAAUCCAAAUCACUUAAUAAAAAAUUGCUGUCCAGAUACAAUGAAGCAUUUGUUGGUUAUUAAGAUACUUUUCAUGGAGUACACUUAGCUUCUCAUUUAUAUUAUGCUGAAAACAUAUUAACUAAAAUUCUAGAUUGAGCUUUUGGAUAUUUCUGAUCUAGAUUUAUGAAUACUUUGAUAAUAUUUUAUAUCACAUAUACCACCUUCUAGAAUUUAUCUAUUCAGAAAGAUGUGAAUAACCUAUUAUUAUUUUAAUAGCUACUUCCUGAACAUGAUAGAAAAUAAUAGGUUUAAUGCAGAUUAUCAUUUAUUUGAUAACAAAUAGUUCAUUUUAACAGUCUGUCAUUAGAAAUAAAGUUAAACUGUGUUGUACUUUCUGAAUUAUUACUUAUAUGUCAUAAUAAAAUUUUGAAUAAUUUUGAUUAAAGGUAAUUUGGUUUAAUUAUCAAUACUAGCAUGUUUUCAGCCUCCAUAUUCUUGCAACUAUUCUAACAGUUUGUAAAAAAAUAAGCUUAAUAUGUUAACUUGUAGGUUUAUUAGGAAUAAAUACCAAUGAACUCUCUAGGAGUUCUGAAUAAAUGUGAGAUGGUUUAUAUUUCACAGCUAUCCAAUUUCCACAUUGUCAUAAGUCUUUUGUGAUGUGAUGUAUCUAAAGUUAUAUGCUAGUAUUUUUAUUCAUUUAUUUCAAGGCAACUAUUAGUCUUCUGAUAGCACUUACAGCAAAGAGAAAGAUAAGUAGAAACCUAUACAUACCAGUAUUCACUUUUAGUAUAAGAAUUUUAACUAAUAGUUAUAUCCAAAAUUGCUUAUUUCUUGUCUUUUGUGUCUUUAGAUUGUAAGUCUAUGGUAUCAGGGGUUUAACUAGUUUUUCUAAAUAGAUGUAAGUCAUAAAUAACAUGUUUUGAUUUCACUUGAAACCUUAUAUUAAUUUCUAUGAAAACUAGAAAUUCCAUUGAAUUUGCUACUGCACAGUGAGUUCCAGUUCUUAUUACCUGAAGGUGUUAUAGUAUACUUAUAUUCCAUUUCAUAAAAUUAGAGGUACUCUACAAACAAUGAGUAUGUCUGGUAUUUUUAUAUGCAAAUUACAAAAUAGCACACAAGAUCAAUGUUAUACAUAUAAUUUAAAACCAUUUUAUACCAGUACAAUAAAUAAUUUUACAAAUGUAAAAUUUCAGUUAAAGUAUUUAAACACAUACUGUGUAUAACUUUAUUGCACAAUAUCUAUGAAAAUAAUCUUUAAAUUAGAAACCAAAUGUUCUCAAUAUAGAAGAGACUCUAAUUUCAAGACAAUAAGAAUCUUUGAAAAUAACACUUUCACAGGAUAUCAAGCUUUAGAGGUGACUGUUGGCCCAGUUUACAAAAUACAUGAAAAUUACUAUUUAAAUAUUCUAAAACAAAGUUGCAUCAUUGUACCUUAAAUACAAAGCUCAUUCUGGUUUAUAUAAAGCGCUAAGGCAUUUCUAUAUUACUAUUUUGUCUAUUAUGUACCAUUUCCUUCUAGCAAUGUUCAUCUAAUCAGAAUAAAACAUUACUACAGGCAUUGUGCCAAAAAA